Mesorhabditis belari is the source of this 804-nucleotide messenger RNA. The record is from the annotation of a GenBank genome assembly. Lineage: Eukaryota; Metazoa; Nematoda; Chromadorea; Rhabditida; Rhabditidae.
AUGAAGUGGAGAAAGGGUGACGUUGUGAUGGUUGAUUGGAAGGGCUGUUUCUACAAGGCCAAGAUCAUCGGUGUUACCGAAAGUGACGGCGAGACUCAUUACAAGAUCCAUUACGAUAGCUGGUCUUCAAAGUGGGAUCAAGUCAUUCCGGAAAGCGAGACGGAUAAAUGGGAAGCAUUUACUGCAGAAGCUCAGGAAGCUGCAAGGAAGCAAAUCAAGGGCUUGAAGACUCGAACCAAAGGGCGUAAGCGACAUGCUGCAGACGGUGGCGAAAGCGAUGCAACUCCAUUUGCGCCGAAGAAGAAAGCAACUAUGAAAGACGCAACGGAACAAACAUCUCGGCUUGAUUUGACUCGAACCAAAGGGCCUUCGGAUGAAGAAGAGAUGACGGUUGAAGUUCAAUAUGUAAAUGGGAAGAAGGUCACUGAAAAAACAACCAAGCACGAAUUCACUGCUUUUGCGCACAUGGUGGAGCAUUUGCUCAACUCGAUGUUCACCAGGUGCCUCUGUGUUGAUCAGGACAAACAGCAAGUCCAGCGACUUGGGGAUGAACUUUUGAAGAUGAACAAGGGCGAUAACGACGAUUUGAUGAAGCCAUUCGUGCCUUCUGAGCAUUUCGGUGUUGUGUAUCUGCUUCGUCUCUUCGUGAAGAUCCACGGUGAUUCCGAUUUCAUCGAUGCAUGUGAUCGCUACAGCUUUGUCAAGCACAGCUCUGACUUUAUGAAACAUUUGCUCGACAAUAUUGGUAAUUACUACGACAAAGAUGCCUACAACGAGACUGACCGUUCCGAUCGUUCGGCUGCC